CUUUUUCGAUGUUGCACAACACUGACGAAAGGUCCCCCUUUUAAAGCAGCCGUGGAAACAAACGUUUUUUAAUACGCAUUAAGCUCGAGGCGGUGCGUAGAAGCGCAAUUCGUGUUUAAUUUAGUUUAGAGUCAGCCGCUUCACGGAGCAUUAAACAAAAGUUGCAAUAUUCAGCGCCAGCUGUUAGGUUUAACCAAAAGUAAAGAAUUAGUAGCGAAUCGAGUGCAGCGUCGGAGAAACAGCGCCAAACAAAAGUAAAACGCAUUUUCCUACGCAUACAUUAACACCCAAGCGAAUACACACACACGUAUUAACAAGGAAGGGCCGAAUUAAAACCUCUGACUAAAAAUUCAUAAAAAACAAAGUUUUGAUUUAAUCCGAGUAAAAGGAAAAAAAACAAGUUAUCUUUAGUGUUGACGUGUUGAGCACACAACACGCUUACCCACACACAAAAACAAAAUGUCUACGACACCAAAAUCUACAGAAGAUUUGCUUGGUGAAUCUUGGAUCGAGUUGAGCACAACAGCUGCCAUGGCUGGGAUCAAGAGCCCCGACAGAAUCACCCCGUUGCCAUUCAACAACGGUGAGGAAUAUCUGCGCCUUUUGCGCGAGGCUCAGCGCGAAUCGAACCAGUCCAGCCGGGUGGUCUCCCUGGCCAGCUCCCGUCGCGACACGCCCCGCGACAGCCCCAAGAGCCCACCGAACAGCCCACAGUCGGAGCUCUGCCCGGACGAUGAGCUGAGAAACGUCUAUAUCAACUACUGGACCAAGACUGGAGAUAAACAGAACACAGACAACGGAGACUGGCUGAAGAACUGGAAUCGCAAUGCCGCCACCGAAGAGCAGCCACCCAAGAGCUGGAACUUUGAGGCUGUGAGCGCAGAUGCUGGCGAUGAGGAGGAGAAAAAGAAGACUACCACUGGCUACUCCAUUCGCUUGAAGCGUUUGGGCGCCAACUCCUUGUUCUCCCGCGAAAUUCUCUACUCGCUGCUGGUGACCAAUGUCCUCUCCUUGCUGUUGGGUGCCGGUUUCGGAUUGUGGCUGAGCAAGCGUGGCAUACUCCUUACCCGUGUGGUCAUUGACUGAAAGAUGCCAUAAACAGAAAAGAAAAAAAUCUAUCAAUAUGCACAUCAAUCGAAAACAGAACAUUGAAAGCGCGUUCCAUAUAAGAAGUCGGACUAUACAUAUGAAUAUAUAACAUAUAUAUAUAUAUAUAGAGAGAGCCAACCGUAUUCCAGUUCACUUGUAUUUCUCAACGAAAUUCCACAAAUUCGUCACGUUCUCAUUAAAUACAUUACUUAUAACAAUUUAAAUUGUAAGCUAACGAGCUAAAAUCAGGCCAUUGGGCGAGGGUUGAUCACUUUUCUUUCUUAAAUACAUAUUAUAUAUAGUUUUAUGAUUAACACGGCAAUUUAAAUGAUACAGAGAUGCAUUUGUAGAGGCAACUCUCUAUACAUUUUAUACAUGUUUUGCUGUAGCACCCACUUUGUCUAUGCAAUCUAGCCGUAGAUCCAACUCCAUAUGAAGAAUUUCCAUCAUCAUCACAUCCACUUAUCAUAUAAAGAUCAUGUUGUAGGCACAUUGUAGUUGAAUCAUAUUGUAUAUCCAGAACAUACUUUCUGUUGUGCAUUCGUAAAAUGUUUUGAUUUUCUAGCAUAUAGAUGAAAAAAGAAAAAAAAAAUACCGAAAUGGGAAAAAAAAUAUAUAUAAAAAAAGUAUAUAUAUCUAGAAAUAUGAAUAUGUGAGGGAGGGGUUAGCCCCCACUAAAAAAAAAGAAGAAACCAACACACAAUAGUUGUAAUAAUUUUUAUAUUAAAAUAUUUUUCAAUAUCUAUUUAAAAAAGGA
Drosophila ananassae is the source of this 1846-nucleotide messenger RNA. RefSeq lists its product as uncharacterized. NCBI's taxonomy places the organism in Eukaryota, Metazoa, Arthropoda, Insecta, Diptera, Drosophilidae. The transcript is spliced from 5 exons. Bases 460 to 1086 code for a protein of 208 amino acids. Gene Ontology annotation, biological process: positive regulation of apoptotic process; mitochondrial outer membrane permeabilization. The record is from RefSeq and is a predicted model, not a curated record. Gene Ontology annotation, cellular component: mitochondrial envelope; nucleus; mitochondrial outer membrane.